Messenger RNA from Ochotona princeps (American pika), 783 nucleotides. RefSeq names its product anionic trypsin. Gene Ontology annotation, molecular function: serine-type endopeptidase activity. Bases 1 to 783 code for a protein of 260 amino acids. The transcript is spliced from 6 exons. Gene Ontology annotation, biological process: proteolysis. The record is from RefSeq and is a predicted model, not a curated record. NCBI's taxonomy places the organism in Eukaryota, Metazoa, Chordata, Mammalia, Lagomorpha, Ochotonidae.
AUGAAUCCACUCCUGAUCCUUGCCCUUGUGGGAGCAGCUGUCGCUUUCCCCGUUGAUGACGAUGACAAGAUCGUCGGGGGUUUCACCUGUGCGGAGAACUCUGUUCCCUACCAGGUGUCACUGAACGCUGGUUACCACUUCUGCGGGGGCUCCCUCAUCAAUGAACAAUGGGUGGUAUCUGCGGCUCACUGCUACAUCAAGCCAAUUAGCUCAGAAUUUUCAGAAAGAGGAGUUAAAUCUUACCGCAUCCAGGUAAGACUGGGAGAGCAUGACAUUGAGGUCACCGAGGGAAAUGAGCAGUUCAUCAAUGCGGCCAAGAUCAUCCGCCACCCCAAGUACAGCAGCUGGACCCUGGACAACGACAUCUUGCUGAUCAAACUGUCCUCACCUGCCGUCAUCAAUAGCCGGGUGUCCUCCAUCUCUCUGCCAAGCUCCUGUGCACCUGCUGGCACAGAGUGCCUCAUCAGUGGAUGGGGCAACACCCUGAGCUCUGGUUCUAACUACCCGGACCAGCUGCAGUGCCUGUACGCACCCCUGCUGAGUGAAGAAGACUGUGAAGCCUCUUACCCUGGCGAGAUCACCAGCAACAUGGUCUGCGCUGGCUUCCUUGAGGGCGGCAAGGACUCCUGCCAGGGUGACUCUGGUGGCCCCGUGGUCUGUAACGGAGAACUCCAAGGCAUUGUCUCCUGGGGCUAUGGCUGUGCCCAGAAGAACAAGCCUGGCGUCUACACCAAGGUGUGCAACUACGUGAGCUGGAUUGAGGAAACCAUCGCUGCCAAUUGA